AUGACUUCUAUACCCUUCAGAGGAAACACCUUACAUGAACAACCUUUUGAAUAUAAUCCUACGGACUGGGUUCAGAGAAUAAUCAACAAUAAUAGAAGAGGUGUUUCGCAUAAAGCUCACAGCGUCUUCUGUGAAUUAGAUGUCCUUCGGAAACAUAAUGAAAACUUUGAAUGGAAGGAAUCGGCGAGGUGGGUUAAAUAUGAAGAAAAUUUGGAUGAAGGAGGAAAACGCUGGUCCAAGCCUCAUGUUGCCUCUUUGUCUAUGCACUCGCUGUUUGAACUGCGAUGUGCUUUCGUAGAAGGCGUUGUUUCACUAGACCAUGAUGCCCAUUCGCUAUCUAAUGUCAAUGACAAGCUCCUUGAAGAAUGGCAGGAUCAGAAUGAUAUGGACACAAGGUUACGCCCACAUCUUAGGGAUAUAAUGUUGGCAGGACAUAAACACAGCCAUGUAAAGCGUUCUAAGGCGUCUAAAGGAAGCAGAACUCUGUCCGAUAUUUCUGAUGAGAAAUAAAAGGGAGGAUAUGGUUUCAACCUUUCAUCAAGUGCAAGUCUUGCAAGUAUGGAUAGUUCUGGACUGCAGAGUGCUCCAAGUUCACAAGAUCUCUCACUUGACCCAACUAGUCCCAGUUAUAAGCCCAAUCUGAACUUUAUGAGGAAGCUUCCAAAAGAUGCCGAGGCUGCCAAUAUAAUGGUUGGAGAAGUUGAAGAGCUUGAGAAGAGAUUGGUUGGUUUUAUGAGGCUAAAAGAGCCACGGCUUCUUGGUGAUGUAACAGAAGUAGCAUUGCCGUCACGCUUCGUUUGUUUCAUGUUCGGACCGAAAGGAAGCAUGACCCAGCUAAUGGAACUCGGAAGAUGCAUAUCAACUAUGAUGGUUGACGAGAUAUUCCGGGAAUUAGCUUACAAGUGUCUAGAAAAAGAAGAGUUCUUGGCUGGUGUUGACGAGUUCAUGGAACAAGUAACGGUCCUACCACCUGGGGAAUGGGAUCCAACAAUUCGUCUGGAACCACCUUCAAAAGUUCCAUCUCAGAAUUUUAGAAAGAAUUCAAUUAAUCCGUGCCUCGAGAAACUUUUAUCAGUAGAAGACGUGGGACACAGUAUAGAUGAUCCGGCACUCACGUGCUCAAAAAUACCAUUCAAGGGUUUAGUAGACGAUAUUAAACGAAAGGUUCCACAUUAUCUCACUGACUUCAAAGAUGCCUUACAUAUCCAAUGUUUCGCUUCAUUUGUCUAUGUGUUCCUUGGAACAUUGACACCAAACGUAACAUUUGGUGGAUUGCUUGGUCAAGCUACUGAUCAGUAUAUGGGAGUGAUGGAGUGUAUAUUUGCAGCAGCUGUUACUGGUGUCUUGUUCGCCUUAUUUGGAGGACAACCAAUGAAUAUUCUAGGAAGCACAGGUCCCAUGUUAGUGUUAGAAACAAUAAUCUAUAAUUUAUGCAAAGAUAACGAUUGGGAUUUUAUGCCGGCGAGAUUCUGGGUAGGAAUGUGGACUGUACUAUUCAUUCUAAUUAUAGUCGUAUUCAACCUGAGCUCCUGCGUCAAGUAUAUCACUCGAUUCACAGAAGACAGUUUUGCUACACUGAUUGCAGUGAUAUUUAUUGUGGAGGCCUUCAAGAAGUUAUUUGAGAUAGAAAAGAAUUAUCCUGUUAACUUUAAUCCCGAUGACCCCAUCCCUUUCAACUGUUCAUGUAGCAGUACAUGUAAUGAAAACGUCACAACAGCGCUCGGGGCCCUCGGCUAUGGUGCUUUUACCAACUAUACGUGCACAGGAACAGAAAAUUUUACGACCAGCAAUAUAAGUAUCAACUGGAAUGGAUUGACACCAGCCGGUUGUAGUGAAUUCGGUGGAAGCUGGGUUUGCGAUCCUAAACAAUAUUAUGGAGAUGUAUUUUUCCUGUCCGUUAUUCUAUUUGCCGGAACUUUUGGAAUAACAGUCUUAUUGAUUUCAUUCAAAACUAGCUCACUGUUUCCAAAUGUGAUUCGUCAAAGAGUAAGUGACUUCAGUGUGUUGAUAGCCAUUGUUGCCAUGGUGUUGCUUGAUUAUUUCCUGGGUCUCCCGACACCAAAACUAACUGUACCAAGUGAAUUCAAGCCAACAAGAGCAGGUCGUGGAUGGAUCAUCAGUCCGUUUAGUGAAAAGAACCCGUGGUGGUUGUAUUUGGCUGCUAGCGUUCCUGCCGCCCUUUCAACAAUCUUAGUCUUUUUAGAUCAACAGAUUACUGCUGUGAUUGUCAAUAGAAAAGAACAUAAAUUACAGAAAGGGGUUGGUUACCAUUUAGAUAUGUUUAUAGUUGCCAUUACUGUGGGUAUUCAUUCAUUGCUCGGUCUUCCAUGGUACGUAGCUGCCACUGUGUCUGCACUUGCUCAUGUCCAAAGUCUACAGAAAGAAUCUGAAUGUACAGCUCCUGGCGAAAAACCAGUGUUUUUGGGAGUCAGAGAACAGAGAGUGACAGCUUUAUUUAUUGGUAUACUAAGUGGUUUGGCCGUACUCAUAACCAGUGUUCUUAGGAUUAUACCAAUGCCUGUGUUAUAUGGGGUCUUUUUCUUUAUGGGAUUUUCAGCAUUGCGGGGACAACAAUUUGUGGAUCGUCUGAUCUUGUUCCUGCAACCACGUAAAUAUCAACCAGAUGUGCCAUACAUUCGUCACGUACAGUUAUGGAGAAUUCAUGUGUUUACCAUUAUCCAGAUAAUCUGUUUGGUGCUAUUGUGGGUCGUGAAGAGCAUAAAAGCUAUUUCCAUUGCCUUUCCACUUUUGGUGUUAGCUACUGGAAUAGUGCGAAAAAUGCUGGAGUGUGUUUACACAAAUCAUGAGCUGAAAUAUAUCGAUGAUUUACUUCCAGGAAGUGAAAAGAAGUCUCACAACGAGGACAACGAGACAAUUGAUGUUCCAUAUAAAACCUUUAGCAGCAUCGAUUCCGUCAGCACAAUAGUAGAUGGCAAAGAAAACGGAGUUAAACCAAGCUUUUUUGUUGAUGAGGAGUGUGACGUGAAACAGACGACAAAAGCUCAAGGAAACACAAAACUUUGAAAUGUGACAUUCUAACUUAGAAUAUCGAAGAAAUACCAAACUUUGAAAUGUGACAUUCCAUGUUGAAAUAUAAGAGAAAUAUGAUAUUUAAUUAAAGAAUCUCUAAGAAAAAUGAAACCUUUCUUUCUAAUAAACCUAAAAUGAAUUCCUUAUACACAUGUUCUCAUAAUGUUUUAUCUAAAUGUGAAACAUUGUAUCUUGAAUGUGAUAGUAACUUAAAACGGAAAAUACGUCCUGAGGAUUUGGAAUUUUUAAUGUCAAUGAAUUAAAGUUAAAUGCCCUUUUUAAAAGAAAUGUUAAAAGCAAUGUGAUAAACAUAUAUGCAAUUUAUAUAUGAUUAACAAAUAGUUUAGUAUUUUCAUUUCUAUAUUCAUAUUUGUCUUCCUUAAAACUAGUUAGUGCAAGUCUUUUUUGAAAAAAUAUUGUAUAUUGAAGUGGCUAUAAUCUAAUGUAUGUACAUAUUUCGCUUGGUCACACUGUUCAUAUCAACUUUUUUUUUAAUAUCAGGAUAUCAUCUUAAGAUUGCCUAUUAUUCAUACUAGUAGUUGAGUAGUUUACGGAUU
Mytilus californianus (California mussel) is the source of this 3587-nucleotide messenger RNA. Its product is annotated as electroneutral sodium bicarbonate exchanger 1-like. Gene Ontology annotation, cellular component: plasma membrane. The record is from RefSeq and is a predicted model, not a curated record. Gene Ontology annotation, molecular function: sodium:bicarbonate symporter activity; solute:inorganic anion antiporter activity; monoatomic anion transmembrane transporter activity. Gene Ontology annotation, biological process: regulation of intracellular pH; bicarbonate transport; monoatomic anion transport. The transcript is spliced from 19 exons. Lineage: Eukaryota; Metazoa; Mollusca; Bivalvia; Mytilida; Mytilidae.